Molecule: messenger RNA, 3281 nt
Organism: Amaranthus tricolor (Joseph's coat)
Lineage: Eukaryota; Viridiplantae; Streptophyta; Magnoliopsida; Caryophyllales; Amaranthaceae
Product: RNA-binding protein BRN1-like
Exons: 9
Coding region: 1666-2958 (430 amino acids)
Cellular component (GO): cytoplasm; ribonucleoprotein complex; nucleus
Molecular function (GO): mRNA binding
Source: RefSeq, a predicted model, not a curated record
ACUCCUAUUGACUCCAUCACCACAUCUUUCCACCUCCCCUCUCCUCCUAUGAAAACCACCCUAAAACCUCUCGCGACACAAAAUUACCACUAACGCCAUUCCAUCUUAGAUGUAGAAUUCACCACCACCAUCAAUUGUUUGAAAAACGCCACUAACUACCACCCCAUCAGCAAAUGACCUGUUUGAGAUUUAUGGACUUGUCUAGCAUUGAGGUGGGGACUGGAAUGCAGAGUCUGCCACACGCUUUGCUACGACUUUUCUCACAUUCCAAUCAGGUGGACGGUGUUGGGUGGAUUUGUGAGUGAGGCAAGUUUGGAAUUGUUGAUUAGCGGCUAUGGGCUGAGGGGAAGGUGUUUUAAAGUUGGCAGGUAAGAUUGUGGUUGUUUGCUGAAGGAGGGGUGGGUUUAUAGGUUUUUCCUUGUUAUUUAAAAAAUUGCAAACUAAAAAAAUCAAAGUUAACUUGUUCUAUAGAUUGUAGUUCAUUCAAGACUACAAAAUUAGAUUGCAAGGAAAUUUCACAUGGUAGCAUAGGAAAUUUUAUGAAACGCUAAUUGUAGCACUUUUGUAAGACUUUUCCACAUUGUAGCAUCUAGUUUAUGCCUUAUCUGACUGUCGUAGUAUUUUUCGUUAAAUUCUUGUCAAUUUUCAUUUAAUUCACCAUUUUGACGUUUCUAUUCUUAUUAAGUGUUGGUUGUUGUCUUUAUAAUUUGUCCUAAAUCAUAUUUAUGCUCCCAAAUGUUUAAUUCAUGGUGAAUUAAAUAAAGAUUGACAAGAAUUUAACGGAAAAUGCUACGACAGUUAGAUAAGGUAUAAACUAGAUGCUCCUAUGUGGAAAAAUCUAACAAAAAUGCUACCAUUGCGUUUCAUAAAAAUUUAAUGCUAUCGCGUGGAAUUCCUCAAUUUUUAAAUAUAAUAUAAAGUUAAAUUUUUUGUAAUUAAAUCACACAAAAGUUAAAAAUUAUAAAAGUAAUUUUCCCUUUAAAAAAUUUAUUUUUUUUAUAUAAGAGUAUUUUUUUCUUAUAGUAUAUUGAUAGACUUUUUAAUUUGAAAUUGUGACUUCGCACCUUACCUUAAAUUAAUUUUUGGAUGUAAUAGAAAUUGGAUGAAAAAUUGACCACACUUUUUCUUAAAAAGAGAAUUGAAUCCAAAAAUGGGCAAAGCAGCAAUUUAGUCAUAACAGCCGAAAAAACAAUGCUUUGGGAUUGGACAAUCUUAAGAUCACAUCUUAUGAUUUUGGACGACAUGGGCCCCACUUCAUCCACCCUGUAAUUUAAUUAUCCAUCAACUUAAAAAAAUUAAUUUAAUUGAAAUAAAAAAAUAAAAAUAAAAUCAAAACACACGGAAGGUUAUUUCUGUCUUUUCAGAUUUAUAUACCCUCUUAUUUAGAUCCGAUCAUCCAAAUCGUAAAAUAUUUAUUCAUAAUCAUAAGGGUAAUUUCGUAAAUACAUUAAAUAAUCAAGGGCGUAAAUUCGGAUUGACGAGAAAUUAAAAUAAUAAUUUACCGGACGAUCCAACUUUGCCAUUUAGAAAGACGCCAUCUUCAGACAAAGAAAGAGGAGAGAGAAGUAGAAAGAAAGCGAAAUACAGUUGCUGAACAGAACAGAGGAGAGAGAAUAUACUAACACUAGGAAGAGGAGGAGGAGGAGGAAGAGGAAGGUGUUAACAAUGGCGGAAGAGCAAAAAGGAGAGCGGAAACACAGCGAGGAAAGCGUCAAAUUAUUUGUAGGUCAAGUACCUAAGCAUAUGACGGAAGCUCAACUUCUCGCUAUGUUUAAAGAGUUCACUUUGGUUGACGAAGUCAACAUUAUCAAAGAUAAAGUUACUAAAGCUUCUCGAGGAUGUUGUUUUGUGAUUUGUCCGUCUAGAGAAGAAGCAGACAAAGCUGUCAAUGCUUGUCAUAACAAGAAGACGCUUCCUGGAGCUUUGAGUCCCUUGCAAGUGAAGUAUGCAGAUGGCGAACUGGAAAGAUUAGAGCACAAGCUUUUCGUUGGCAUGCUUCCCAAGAAUGUCUCUGAAACUGAGGUUUCUGCUUUGUUUUCUCAAUAUGGGACGAUAAAGGAGUUGCAAAUUCUGAGGGGGUCUCAGCAGACAAGCAAAGGAUGUGCAUUUUUGAAGUAUGAGACAAAGGAGCAGGCUCUUGCAGCAAUGGAUGCUGUCAACGGAAAGCAUAAAAUGGAGGGCUCGAAUGUUCCUUUAGUAGUUAAGUGGGCUGAUACAGAGAAAGAAAGGCACGCUCGAAGGGCUCAGAAGGCCCAGUCACGUGCUUCAAUUGAAGCAAAUGGUGAUCCAUCACAGCAAUCUUCUUUAUUUGGAGCCAUGCCAAUGGGUUAUGGUCCUGCAUAUAAUGGUUACGGAUACCAGGCUCCUGGCGGUUACGGAAUUAUGCCUUAUCGCUUGCCCCCGAUGCAAAACCAAUACCCUAAUAUGGUUUCUCCAGUAAAUCAAGGAAAUGGUUUACGCGGUGUGAGACCUGAUCUUUCUCCGGGUGCUGCACCAAGAAACUAUGUUGGAUCCGGUUAUCCUGCUGUUCCAAAUCUUCAAUAUCCUGUGCCAUAUCCCGGAGGGAUGAUGAACCACAGACCGGUUAAUAGUUCUCCAGGAUCCAUGCAACCUAGUGUUGCUAACAGUCCCUCUGGAACCUCUCCUGGUGCAAGUCCAAGUUCAAGUUCUGUAAGUCAGGUUGAAGGACCACCUGGUGCUAAUUUGUUUAUAUACCACAUACCUCAAGAAUUCGGUGAUAAUGAAUUGGCAAACGCUUUUCAGCCUUUUGGAAGGGUCUUGAGUGCCAAGGUAUUUGUUGAUAAAGCAACUGGCCUCAGCAAAUGUUUCGGAUUUGUCAGUUACAACUCACCUGCAGCUGCACAAUCUGCUAUUGGUAUGAUGAACGGUUUUCAAUUGAAUGGUAAGAAGUUGAAGGUUCAGCUUAAAAGAGAUAACAAACAAAACAAACAGUAUUAGUUUGGACGUAUACCAUGCAUUGGAUGAUGGUCUGCCAUAUAGUCUCGAUUCAAGCAAGAGAAGUGGGUGGUAUGGAGAAAUCUGGUUCCAGUUAUUGGUACAUACCCAAUUGAAAGUUCCAGGGGGUUUAAAGUCCCACAAACUCAUAGCUGUUGUUGCAAAGCUUAGAUGACCAAUUUACUUGUAUCUUAUGUAUCAAAAAAUUCAUUUGGAUUUUUAAUUCUUAAUUUAUUGAUUCUUCCUCGAACAACUCUUGCGGCUAUGACUCUGUAUAUGUCUGCAAAAGAGAAAAGAAAAGGGUCAUUUCUUCAUUAUUUUUCUCA